AUGCCUGACAAGCCCGCCACGGUCGUCGCAUAUGCGGCUGGCGCCUCUCUUGCUGCGAUUGCUGCCUUCUAUGUCUUUGCGCCGACCUUCUUCAUCGAUGGCGAGAAUUCCUACAAUACCAACGAUGGCCGCAAACGCACAAUUAUUGGUCUGUCUAAUCCGGCCAAUGACUGCUUCAUUAAUUCAGUCCUUCAAGCACUCGCUGGACUCGGCGACCUCCGGCUCUACCUGAUCAAAGAACUACACAGGCGCCAGCUCGAUGGACCCGAGAUUUAUGACUCCCCUCCUCCCGUGCUGCGCAAGGGCGAAAAGGCUGAUAGAAUUGUGGGAUUGCAAAAGGGGCCGGUCACUAAGGCGCUGAAGGAGAUGCUGGAUGCUCUGAAUGAGCGUCCCAUAUACAAGAAAACCAUCAGUGCAAAACCCAUGAUAGAGGCGUUGGAGAGGGCUUUCAAUACACGUAUAAGCCGAAAUCAGCAAGAUGCGCAGGAAUUCCUACAAAUUGUCCUCGAACGGCUCUGUGAUGAAUACCACGCAGCACAGCGGGCGCGGCUUAGAUUUGCCAACCCAGAUCAGACCGAAGAUUCCACUACUACGGAUUUAAAGCCUUCCUCCAUGAGUCCGGCAUCGACUGAGGUCACUAUAGGAGCUCGCGAAGGAUUUCCCUUCGAGGGUCGCAUUGAAUCCCAUAUCCAAUGCCAGCGCUGUGGUUUCAGGACGAAGCCGACAGUCACAACUUUCGUUUCCCUGACCUUGAACGUUCCCCAGAAGAGCGCCACUUCCUUGGACAAUUGCUUCGACAUCCUACUGAAAAGUGAAGAAAUCGAUGAUUUUAAGUGCGACAAAUGCCGGCUGACGCAUGCUCUCGAAUGGAAGAACUCUAAGCUAUCCUCAAACACCACGGACAAGGAGCGCGAAGAGCUGGAAAAAGACAUUGCCUUAAUCGAGCAGGCUGUACGUGAUGAUCCAGAGAAGGCUCCUGAAGGUGUAGCUUUACCCGACACGAGUCUCGCACCAAAAAGCAAGAUCAAAAAGUCAACUCGCAUCACAGUGUUUCCCAAAGUGAUCGCAAUUCAUCUGUCCCGAUCGGUCUUUGAUCCGGGGAGCUAUUCCACCAAAAACAUGGCCAAGGUAUCAUACACGCAGAGAUUGCGUCUAGGAGGCCUGUUAAAUGAACAUUGGUACAAAUUGUUGGGAGUGGUAUGUCACAAAGGCAGUCAUCACAGCGGACACUACGAGUCUUUCCGACGAAAUCAUGUGUACGCUCCCUUUGCUACUCCUGACCCGUUCAGCGCGUACGCUAUGGCCAGCCGAUAUACGAGCAUGACUUCGUCGGCCACUCCCAGCCCAACCAUGGAAGCGACGCGAGGUGACGGACUAAAUAAGUCCGCCGCACCUCUUAACGGCAACUCAACUACAUCAUUGUCUACAAAUUCACUAUCAACGGGGAAUAGCAGAUCAGACUCUCACGGGAUAAAUGGCAAGGAUACCCGCCCGCCUACCCUGGAAGACAACGCUAUGUCGCCAGUUCAGAGAACAGAUACCCAAGUAUCGAAACAGAUUAGAACACAAGAUCCAAUACCAGGCAAGUUCCGGCGGCGGAAAAAGUCCAAUGAUCGGUGGUGGCGCAUUUCGGACGACAAAAUCAAGGAGGCUCGCCUGUCGGACGUGCUCUCCAUGCAGCGCGAAGUCUACUUGCUCUUCUAUGAGCUUGAGCGGCCAGGCGAUGAUCCUUCAGCUUAG
Molecule: messenger RNA, 1740 nt
Organism: Fonsecaea nubica
Lineage: Eukaryota; Fungi; Ascomycota; Eurotiomycetes; Chaetothyriales; Herpotrichiellaceae
Exons: 1
Coding region: 1-1740 (579 amino acids)
Biological process (GO): protein deubiquitination
Cellular component (GO): nucleus; cytosol
Molecular function (GO): cysteine-type deubiquitinase activity; cysteine-type endopeptidase activity
Source: RefSeq, a predicted model, not a curated record